Molecule: messenger RNA, 546 nt
Organism: Metarhizium acridum CQMa 102
Lineage: Eukaryota; Fungi; Ascomycota; Sordariomycetes; Hypocreales; Clavicipitaceae
Gene: ras2
Product: RAS2 protein
Biological process (GO): Ras protein signal transduction
Cellular component (GO): plasma membrane
Molecular function (GO): GTPase activity; GDP binding; GTP binding
Source: RefSeq, a predicted model, not a curated record
AUGCUCGAAGUCCUCGAUACCGCUGGGCAGGAAGAAUACACAGCCUUGCGCGACCAAUGGAUUCGUGAUGGCGAAGGUUUCGUACUCGUCUACAGCAUCUCAUCCCGCUCCUCAUUUACCCGCAUCAAAAAGUUUCACCACCAAAUCCAACGCGUCAAAGAAUCAUGUGCAUCUUCACCGUCAUACCCGGGGUCGCCCCUCUCCGCCGCGAAUCCCCAGAUGCCAGUGCCCAUCAUGCUAGUGGGCAACAAGAGCGACAGAGUUACGGAGCGCGAGGUAUCUACACAAGAAGGGCACGCACUAGCCAGAGAAUUGGGGUGCGAAUUUGUUGAAGCAUCUGCAAAGAACUGCAUCAACGUUGAAAAGGCCUUCUACGAUGUCGUCAGAAUCUUGCGUCGACAGCGGCAACAAGCGUCUCGCCCGGCGGGUGGCUCGAGCGGCCGCUCACGUACAGGUAAUGGUGAUAUUGGGGGCCGCGAGCGCGAGGCACCAAGAUACCGGCGCAGCAAGGACGGCGAAAAGAGCAAAAAGUGUAUUGUAUUAUGA